AUUGUGAUAUAAGGCAUGGGUUUUGACAGACACACAGAUCCUGUCAAAAUGUCCAAGGGGCUUCUCCUCCUCUGGCUGGUGAUGGAGCUCUGUUGGCUUUAUCUGACACCAGCUGCCUCCGAGGAUACAAUAAUAGGGUAUUUUGGUCAGUCGGUGACUUUACCUUGUCAGUACUCAUCCUGGUCCCCGAGCCGCAACAGCAUGUGCUGGGGCAAAGGUGCGUGUCCCAAGUCCAAGUGCAACGUGGAGCUUCUCCACACAGAUGGAAGGAAAGUCAUCUCCCAGAAGUCGAAAAGAUAUACACUUCGGGGGAACAUCCGGUCUGGUGAUGUGUCCUUGACCAUCUCAAACGCCAAUCAAGGUGACAGUGGGGUGUACUGCUGCCGUAUAGAGGUGCCCGGCUGGUUCAACGAUGUCAGGAAGACUGUGCGCCUGGAGCUGAAGAGAGCCACAACAACCAAAAAACCAACAACAACUACCCAGCCAACCACCACCCCUUACGUGACCACCACUCCAGAGCUGCUUCCAACAACAGUCAUGACCACACCUGUUACCACAACCACUGCACCACCCCAGACAGUGGCCACCACUGCCUUCAGUACAGCAGUGAGCACAUACCCCUCAACGACACCUGGCUCCUUCUCACAAGAAACCACAAGCUUUCCAACCACGGAGAUCUUCACAAAAGGGUCCGCCAUCACUGCAGAAUCAGAAACUCCGUCUGCAUCCAAUCACUCUCAAAGAAGCAUGAUGACGUUAUCUACAGACAUAGCCUUGCUCAGACCCACAGGGUCCGAGGCUUGGAUUCUCCCAUCAACUUCACAGCUGACGACACAGAAAACAACAUCACCACACAAUACUCCGAAGGGGGGGUCUUCGAAGAAGGGAGCUAGAUCACAUCAGAUCAAUCACAGACAGACCAACACCUUGAUCAUUGCCUGCUGUGUGGGGUUUGUGCUGAUGGUGCUAUUGUUUCUGGCCUUUCUCCUUCGAGGGAAAGUCACAGAAGCCAAUUGUUUGCCGAGACACAAGAGGCCAGACAGCACUGAAGAUAGUAAGAGCGUGCUCAGUGACAUGACACACAGGAGGGAUGAUGAAGAUGGGAUCUUCACUCUCUGACUUACUCGCCACCUUUACUUAGGUUCAAGGAUAGGGGAUGGUACUUGAAUUGUCAAAAUGGGACAUUAUAAUUUUCUUUUAAAGUCUCACUCUGUUUAUUGAA
Messenger RNA from Apodemus sylvaticus (European woodmouse), 1222 nucleotides. Its product is annotated as T-cell immunoglobulin and mucin domain-containing protein 4-like. NCBI's taxonomy places the organism in Eukaryota, Metazoa, Chordata, Mammalia, Rodentia, Muridae. The record is from RefSeq and is a predicted model, not a curated record. Bases 16 to 1119 code for a protein of 367 amino acids. The transcript is spliced from 9 exons.